Molecule: messenger RNA, 191 nt
Organism: Acaulospora morrowiae
Lineage: Eukaryota; Fungi; Glomeromycota; Glomeromycetes; Diversisporales; Acaulosporaceae
Source: the annotation of a GenBank genome assembly
ACACAAAAAAAAUGAAUACUGAGGAGGAAGAAAUUCCUUUAACAACAUACAAAGUAAUCAACAAAGAAGUGGCAGAAAGACAGAGCAAAAUAGAAAAACAGAUGGAACACAUGGGAAGAAUGCUAUCAGAACUGUUGAAAAAUAGUCAAGCAGCAGUCGUAAAAAGGAAACAACAACCACAAGGACAAUAG